GGCAGACUUUAAAGGAAGCAGGAGAUAAUAUUAGAAAUCAGACAAGAAUUGGUUAAUUUUGCUGCACGUGUUAGGCCUGAUGGAUACCAUAGAGACAGCAAAGCUUGAAGAGCACAUGGAAGUCCAGAACAAUGAAACUGCAAAUGGUUAUGCUCGACCCACACUCACUGUCAGUGAGGAGAACAAGAACAGCAACAGCAAACCAAAGGGUUUAUCCAAUGGCUUGCGGAAAGGCACUAAGAAGUAUCCAGACUAUAUACAGAUUUCUAUGCCCGCUGAAUCUAGAAACAAACUUCCUUUAGAAUGGUGGAAAACAGGCAUUGCCUUUGUGUAUGCUGUCUUCAACUUAAUUCUAACGACUGUCAUUAUCACAGCGGUACAUGAGAGGGUGCCUCCCAAGGAGCUCAGUCCUCCAUUGCCAGAUAAGUUUUUUGAUUAUAUUGAUCGUGUAGAAUGGGCUUUUUCUGUAUCAGAAAUAAAUGGAAUUAUACUGUUUGGAUUAUGGACAAUCCAGUGGCUGUUUCUCAGAUACAAGUCAAUAGUGGGACGAAGGUUCUUCUUUAUAAUAGGAACUUUAUACCUUUACCGCUGCAUUACCAUGUAUGUCACCACUCUCCCUGUGCCUGGAAUGCAUUUUCAGUGUGCUCCAAAGCUAAAUGGAAAUUCUCAAGCCAAGGUUCAGCGGAUCCUGCAACUAAUUUCCGGCGGUGGACUGUCUAUAACAGGCUCACACAUCUUAUGCGGAGAUUUCCUGUUCAGUGGUCACACUGUAGUGCUAACACUCACUUACCUAUUUAUCAAGGAAUAUUCACCUCGUCACUUUUGGUGGUAUCACUUGAUCUGCUGGUGUUUGAGUGUUGCUGGAAUAAUCUGCAUCCUAGUAGGACAUGAACAUUAUACUAUAGAUGUUGUCAUUGCUUAUUAUAUCACCACAAGGCUCUUCUGGUGGUAUCACUCAAUGGCUAAUGAAAAGAACUUGAAAAUCUCAUCACAGACAAACUUUCUCUCUCGAGCAUGGUGGUUUCCAAUAUUCAAUUUCUUUGAAAAGAAUAUACAGGGCUCCGUGCCUUGCUGUUUCUCAUGGCCAAUAUCUUGGCCCCCUAGCUGUUUCAAGUCUUCAUGCAAAAAGUAUUCCCGAGUUCAGAAAACGGGAGAGGACAAUGAAAAAUCCACCUGAAGAAAACGAAGACAAGAGAAUGUAUUGUUCUUUACUUCUACCAAAACAUUUGUGCUAUAACCAAAGCUCUUAAGAUGACUAGAUUGUUAACUGCAGAAGUGGACCAAACUUUGUGCAACUGAUCUGAGAAAAGACAAUUGUAGACACAAACAAAAUAAUUAUUGCCCCUUGGUAUAUUUUUCUAGUCAUAUUGUACAGUUUCAUCCCACUCUUCAGCGCUAGUAGACACUGGCACUCAGUGGCACUCUGGUGCCAACAGAAUACUUCCUGAGGAGGAGGAAAGCUAGGACAUUGGUUUCUUAAUGAGAUUCAGAGGUGCCAAAGAACACAUCACACCAUCUGUUGUUAAAUAUCACUCAUCCCACAGAAGCACUGAAACAAAAUAUCUGCUUUAGACUCGUGGAGUUUGAAGAGCAAAUCCAUAGUAAACGAUAAAAGGCACAAUACUGGUCUUUCUAGCUAUAUGCAGAGAGUAACAGAAGUUGGCAAGCAGUGGUCUUACUAUUCUCACUAGUGAAGGCAAGACUUGUUUUACAUAACUGGUGAAACCAGAAGUGAACCUUGAUCUUUUUAUACACUCUUAUGGGAAUGAAUAUAUUAUAACCCUGUAAUGCCACCACUGUUUCCAUAUACUCUAGCUACCCUCUAUUGUUUUUUACAUUUUUUAAAAAAAAUAAGUGGCAAUUUUAUAUAUAUAUAUCCAUAUAUGACCAUAAAACCUAUUUUACCUGAUGAUACUGUAAGUUAGAAAUAAUGUCUACUAACAUCGUCAGCAUUCAACAACAGGAAAAAAUAAUUUAUUGUUAAAAUGCAUAUAUGUAAGGCAAGGGAAUUAUUUAAAUUUCUGCUGGUCAGCUUGCAUGAAUGUGUGGUGCAUGUGCAUAACACAUUUUGAGUAUAUGCACUUUGCAGCAAAUGCUCAAAAAAUGGAGGAUCUGUAAUUGAAAGAGAUUGUUGAUACUCCUUCAGGCAAUGACUGAAAAUACCACUGAGUGUGGACAACCACAUUGUUGGCUCUCAGAGGUAUAAAUUUGUAAUUUUAAAUAGUCAUAAAAUUCCUGCAGGAUUGUUAACAUUGUUUUUGUGAUUGUACGUGGCUGUGCAUCUACACAUGUAUAGCAAAUAAUACUUAAACUUGAGUGAACCAUUUAAAUGCUGUGGGAGACAAAACUUCUCCUGACCCUCCAGUCACUCACUGGCUUUGAUCUUCUGUAAGGAUUUUUUGAAGGCUUAAAAAGAAAUGGUGCGAUUUUUGCAAAAACUAUGGAACAGUGGGCCUGAGAGCUGGAUGUGAUACAUCUACAGAUGAACAUCACAUUGUUUUUUCCUUGGUGUGAAUUUGAGUUGUUGUGCCAAGGGUAUUCACUGCAAUAGGUGUGUUUGUUUCACUAUUACCUAACACUAUAUUUAUUUAUUAAAUGGUCAUGUGGCCAGUCUGCUACUUUAUUGUUUACAGAUUUUUUUUGGUUGAACAAAAUGUUUCUGUGUAAUAUAAAACUGUAUAUGUGAAAACACCCAAACAUUUAUUAAGUUAAUGUUUAAGAAAGCUAACAUGGCCCACUUUUUUUGUUCUGUUUUGUACAGGAAUCAAACAGUGUCAUUACCAUUAUAAUAUCUAGUAGUUAAAUGUAUUUUUCAUUGUUGCCAAUUGCUUUUCUAUAAAAAAAUCAGUAAAAGGAGCAGCUAGAGAAAUAACUAUUGAAUUUGCUUAAGUCUAAUCAGUUACUAUAACUUUUUUUAAAAUAAUGCUUUAAAGAGUGACAUUAAAAAAAAGUAAUGAGACAAUUUGACUGGAAAAUUUAUUCUAAUUUAAAAUUCAGUGUGUAGGUCUGGGUGUUUCUUUCAUUCACAGGCCAGGCUGUUAAGCUAAUUCUGGUUUUCAGACUAUCACUUUGGCAACAACAAAUCUUAGUACAACAAAUAAUGCAUCAUGGGAACAGAAGAUAGUGAAGUAUGAUAAUUCAGCCAGAAACCUUACUUUUAUGGGUAAUUUUUCCUUCCUAGAAAUAUUUAACUUACUUGCUCUCAGGCCAGUUACA
Messenger RNA from Podarcis muralis (Common wall lizard), 3216 nucleotides. RefSeq names its product sphingomyelin synthase 2 (gene SGMS2). Gene Ontology annotation, molecular function: sphingomyelin synthase activity; ceramide cholinephosphotransferase activity. Gene Ontology annotation, cellular component: Golgi membrane; plasma membrane; endoplasmic reticulum membrane. Lineage: Eukaryota; Metazoa; Chordata; Lepidosauria; Squamata; Lacertidae. Gene Ontology annotation, biological process: ceramide biosynthetic process; sphingomyelin biosynthetic process. The record is from RefSeq and is a predicted model, not a curated record.